CCGGGCUCUCAGCACAGGAUCCUUUCCUCCUGGCAGCUCUGGGAAGGAGGAAAUCCCCAAUUCCCAGCUUUUUGCCCUAAACGAGACACCUGCAGCCUCCUCCAGAGAGCCGAGCCUGGGCAGCAGCAGAUAGAGAAGCCCGCGCACCGUCGGCGGGGAUGCCGGUGAAGCCAGCGCGCUGCCUCUCGCUCUGUGCCAGCGGCUGACUGGAAGCUGGAAUGUUUCCCACCCCGGGCGAUGCCCAGCCCUGCUCCUAGCCUGCCUUCCCAGGGGUGACGUUCCCGCUUUCCUGCCGUUCGCAGAGCAGUGCCACCGAGCAUGCCGCAGGGAGCCCCUCGGCAGCCCAAGCCCAGGGGAGUUUUCCAGUGAGUCCAGCUCCUCAAAAACCAGAGUUGCUCCUUCCCACCCUCGGACAGCGAAUUCCCCUGCUCCCAGCAGGGUGUUGAGGUCCUGCAGAGCGGGCUGGAGGAGGGGGCUGCCAUGGAAGAGAAUGUGUUCAGCGUGCAGCAGAUCCAGCCCAACGUCAUCUCGGUGAGGCUCUUCAAGCGCAAGGUGGGCGGCCUCGGCUUCCUGGUGAAGGAGCGCGUCAGCAAACCGCCCGUCAUCAUCUCGGACCUGAUCCGGGGCGGGGCUGCCGAGCAGAGUGGCCUCAUCCAGGCUGGGGACAUCAUCCUGGCCGUCAAUGGCAGGCCCCUGGUGGACAUGAGCUAUGAGACGGCGCUGGAGAUCCUGAGAAGCAUCGCCUCCGAGACCUACGUGGUGCUCAUCCUGCGCGGCCCCGAGGGCUUCACCACUCACCUGGAGACCACCUUCACGGGCGACGGGACACCCAAAACCGUCCGUGUCACCAGACCCCUGUGCCCGGCUCCCAAGGCGGUUGACUUGUCCAACCCAAGCAAAGAGCAGCCAGCAGCCAUGGGAUCGCUGUGGAGCAGGGAAACGGGCAAGGAGGUGGAGCCCCAUGUCCACGUUAACGGGCUCGUUCCCGGCAGCAAAGGGGCAAAGGACGGCGGCAGGGACAAGGACGGGGCUUGUGCUCACUCCUGCCUCAACGGCGGCGUGGAGGACAACGAGCUGCUCAAAGAGAUCGAGCCCGUCCUGGACCUGCUGAAGAGCAGCAGCAGUAAGGACAGCGGUGGAGAUGCGCCCUCCAAGGUAGAGACACGGGAUAUAGAAGUCCAGGUGGACUGUUUCAGGGAAGGGGAGAACAAUCCCCAGAAAGCUCGGAUGGAGAACGAUCGUGUGCCGGGGGACCUGUGGGGGAAGAGCAAUGUCCCCGUGGUCCUGAACAACCCCUGCUCUGAAGGACAGCAGCCGCCGCCAUCCGGGCGCCAGUCUCCAACCAAGAAUGCCAACGGGAGCCCUUCCAAAUGCCCCCGCUUUGUGAAAAUCAAGAACUGGGAGACAGGAUCCGUGCUCCAUGACACCCUGCACCUCAAAACUGCCAUGUCCACGGCGUGCACCGAGCAGAUCUGCAUGGGCUCCGUGAUGACCCCCAGCCCCCACAUCCGCAAGGCAGAGGACACCAGGAGCAAGGAGGAGGUGCUGCUCCUGGCCAAGGACUUCAUUGACCAGUACUACUCCUCCAUAAAGAGAUCCGGCUCCAAGGCCCACAUGGAGAGGCUGGAGGAGGUGACCAAGGAGAUUGAGGCCACUGACACGUACCAGCUGCGGGACACGGAGCUGAUCUACGGAGCCAAGCACGCCUGGAGGAACGCGGCGCGCUGCGUGGGCAGGAUCCAGUGGUCCAAGCUGCAGGUGUUCGAUGCCCGGGACUGCACCACGGCCCAUGGGAUGUUCAAUUACAUCUGCAACCACAUCAAGUACGCCACCAACAAGGGGAACCUCAGGUCUGCCAUCACCAUCUUCCCGCAGCGCACGGACAGCAAGCACGACUUCCGCAUCUGGAACGCGCAGCUGAUCCGCUACGCCGGCUACAAACAGCCCGACGGCUCCGUGCUGGGCGACCCCGCCAAUGUGGAGCUCACCGAGAUCUGCAUCCAGCAAGGCUGGAAGGCUCCGUACGGGCGCUUCGAUAUCCUGCCCCUGCUCCUCCAAGCCAACGGCAAUGACCCCGAGCUCUUCGAAAUCCCACCAGAGCUUGUGCUGGAAGUGCCCAUCCGGCACCCCAAGUUUGAGUGGUUUAAGGACCUGGGCCUGAAGUGGUACGGGCUGCCAGCCGUUUCCAACAUGCUCCUGGAGAUCGGGGGUUUGGAGUUCUCGGCCUGCCCCUUCAGCGGCUGGUACAUGGGCACGGAGAUCGGCGUCCGCGACUACUGCGACAACUCCCGCUACAACAUCCUGGAGCAAGUGGCCAAGAAAAUGAACCUGGAUAUGAGGAAAACAUCCUCGCUGUGGAAGGACCAGGCCCUGGUGGAGAUCAACAUCGCUGUGCUCUACAGCUUCCAGAGUGACAAGGUGACCAUCGUGGAUCACCACUCGGCCACCGAGUCCUUCAUCAAGCACAUGGAGAACGAGUACCGCUGCCGGGGGGGCUGUCCCGCCGACUGGGUGUGGAUCGUGCCGCCCAUGUCGGGCAGCAUCACCCCCGUCUUCCACCAGGAGAUGCUCAACUACCGCCUGACGCCCUCCUUUGAGUACCAGCCGGACCCCUGGAACACCCACGUCUGGAAAGGGGUCAAUGGGACACCCACCAAGAAGAGGGCCAUUGGCUUUAAGAAGCUGGCAAAGGCUGUGAAGUUCUCAGCCAAGCUGAUGGGCCAAGCCAUGGCCAAGAGGGUCAAGGCCACCAUCCUGUAUGCCACGGAGACGGGGAAGUCCCAGGUCUAUGCAAAAACCCUCUGUGAGAUCUUCAAACACGCCUUUGAUGCCAAGGUGAUGGCCAUGGAUGAGUAUGAUGUGGUGCACCUGGAGCACGAGACCAUGGUCCUGGUGGUCACCAGCACCUUCGGCAACGGGGACCCGCCUGAGAACGGAGAGAAAUUUGGCUGUGCAUUAAUGGAGAUGAAGAAUCCCAACUCCAACCUGGAGGAGAGGAAGAGCUACAAGGUCCGGUUCAACAGCGUCUCCUCUUACUCGGAUGCACGGAAAUCCUCCAGUGAUGGCCCUGACCCCAGGGACAACUUCGAGAGCACGGGGCCCCUGGCAAACGUCAGGUUCUCCGUGUUUGGGCUGGGCUCCAGGGCUUACCCCCACUUCUGCGCCUUCGCCCGCGCCGUGGACACGCUGCUGGAGGAGCUGGGGGGAGAGAGGAUCCUCCGCAUGGGAGAGGGGGAUGAGCUCUGUGGCCAGGAGGAAUCCUUCAGGACCUGGGCCAAGAAGGUCUUCAAGGCAGCGUGUGACGUGUUCUGCGUGGGGGACGACGUGAACAUCGAGAAAGCCAACAACUCCCUGAUCAGCAACGACCGCAGCUGGAAGAGGAGCAAGUUCCGCCUGACCUACGUGGCUGAGGCCCCGGAGCUCACACAAGGACUGUACAGCAUCCACAAAAAACGUGUCUAUGCAGCCCGGCUCCUCACACGGCAGAACCUGCAGAGCCCCAAGUCCAGCCGCCUGACGAUUUUCCUGCGCCUGCACACCAACGGGCACCAGGAGCUGCAGUACCAGCCUGGGGACCACCUGGGCGUCUUCCCGGGCAACCACGAGGACUUGGUCAAUGCCCUCAUCGACAGGCUUGAGGAUGCCCCUCCAACCAACCAGCUGGUGAAGGUGGAGCUGCUGGAGGAGAGAAGCACAGCUCUAGGUGUCAUCAGUAACUGGACAGAUGAGAACCGUGUUCCACCCUGCACCAUCUUCCAGGCCUUCAAGUACUACCUGGACAUCACCACCCCUCCCACCCCGCUGCUGCUGCAGCAGUUCGCUCUGCUGGCCACCAGUGACAAGGAGAAGAAACGUCUGCAGGUCCUCAGCAAGGGCUUGCAGGAGUACGAGGAGUGGAAGUGGUCCAAGAACCCCACGAUCGUGGAGGUGCUGGAGGAGUUCCCCUCGGUGCAGAUGCCCUCCACGCUGCUGCUGACCCAGCUGCCCCUCCUGCAGCCUCGCUACUACUCCAUCAGCUCGUCCCCAGAGAUGUACCCAGGGGAGGUGCACCUCACCGUGGCUGUGGUAUCCUACCGCACCCGAGAUGGAGAGGGACCCAUCCACCACGGAGUGUGCUCCUCGUGGCUCAGUCGGAUCCAGACGGAUGAAGUGGUUCCCUGCUUUGUACGAGGUGCCCCCGGGUUCCACCUGCCCCAGGACCCCCAGGUGCCCUGCAUCCUCAUCGGCCCCGGCACCGGCAUCGCCCCCUUCCGCAGCUUCUGGCAGCAGCGGCUCUUCGACAUCCAGCACAAAGGGCUGAAGCCGUGCCCCAUGGUGCUGGUGUUUGGCUGCCGGCAGUCCAGGAUCGACCACAUCUACAAGGAGGAGACGCUGUUUGCCAAGAGCCAGGGUGUCUUCAGAGAGCUGUACACGGCCUAUUCCCGGGAACCCGACAGACCAAAGAAAUACGUGCAGGACGUGUUACAGGAGCAGCUGGCCCAGACCGUGUUCAAAGCUCUGAAGGAGCAGGGAGGCCACAUCUACGUCUGCGGGGAUGUCACCAUGGCCGGGGACGUCCUCAAGGCCGUGCAGCUCAUCGUGAGGCAGCAGGGCCAGCUGUCAGCAGAGGAGGCAGGAGCCUUCCUCAGCAAGCUGCGGGAUGACAGCCGGUACCACGAGGAUAUUUUUGGAGUCACCCUGCGCACGUACGAGGUGACAAACCGCCUUAGAUCCGAGUCCAUCGCCUUCAUCGAGGAGAGCAAAAAAGACACGGAUGAGGUUUUCUGCUCCUAACUGGACCCUUCGCCCCCAGGGGAUGCCAAACCAGUCCCAGCACCUGCUGCCCCCUCCAGCUGGAGGGCACUGGGUUUUGUAUUUCACGGACACGGUGGCUCCUUUCCCAGGGGAACUGCCCAUGGAAAGCGCUCUGUCUCUCGUCCUGUUCUUGUGUCCUGAUGAUGAUGAUGAUGAUGAUAAUGAUGAUGACUUUUAUUUCCUUUCCUUCCUCCUUCUCUCGCUCUUGUCCUGUGGCCAUUUCUUUUCACCUCCUUCCCCUUUCCCUGGAUUUCCCCACUGGAGUUGGAUGGCUUUAUAACCUGCAGUGGCUCUUCUCAGAAUUCCACACUUCCCCUCCUUCCCGUGAGGGCAUUUUGCAGCUGCAUGAAAUCACCACCUUUGUGAUCAUUUGUGGGAGUUCCUGGGGGUGAGCAGAGCUGGCAGGGGCUGGGCAAUGUUGCUUGUCCAGAGCUGGGGGUUGUUCCUGCCAGGCUCCCUCUUUCCCCAUCUUGGGGCUUGGCUGAAUCCUUGUGUUUUCAUGGCUUUUCUCUGGAUUUGGACAAAUCUGGGCAUAUGCCUGAGGCUGGGGGCAGUUGAUGUGCAAUUCCCUUGAAUUUUAUUUAUCCCCAGGCAGCCUGGGUACAGCUGUGUGGUUUUUGAUCUGAUUUAUGUGUCACAAUUGCUCCUAAAGGGGCCCUGCUCUGUCUCUCUUCUCCUGCUCUCUUUUCCUGCUCCCUGUGAGCCUCUCCUUUUGCUCACUCACAACUUUUGCUGCCAUGGAAGUUCUCCCACAAGCUCUGAACACACAGGCUGAGGAAAAGCUCCUGGCAGUGACUUCUCCAGGGGGUUUUCCAGGGAAUAUUCGAUCUGCACCCAGAGCUCUGCAUGCCCUGAUCCCUCUCCCAGGUGAGCCUGGAAAGCCACGAGGAUGGGACAGAAGCAGCUCCCAGAGGGAACAAAGGCAGCUCUUGGAGGGGGAUAGAGGCUCCAGGUCUUUGCUGAGGACGUGCCAACAGAGGAAUCAUGAAAUGCCAGAGCCAGCAGCUCUUAGCACAUCUCAUGGCCACUUCUGGGACAGCAAACCCCAGCCCUUUCCACAUUUCAGGGAGCAGAAAGUGCCACUGUGGAGCCACCUGCCUGCCAAGAGAGAUGUGUGUGGCAUUUUGGGGUGAGGCCCCUCUGUGCCACCUGCCAGUGGCACGAGCUGUCCUGUGAGAAGGGAGGUGAGAUCAGCUGCAAAGGUGCCGGGCUCUGACACGCUCACACCUCAGCCCUGCUGCAGGAGCCUGGCCCCAAAAGCAAUUUAACACAACCACAGAAAGGCUGGAGGAAACAGAAAGGCUUUAACAGAGAAAAGCUGUCUGCAAGGGAAAGCAAAUGUGACCUUGUGUGUCCUUCCUGCUGCUGCAGCCUGGAGAAUCACAGAGCAUUCUGAACUUGGAGGGACCCACAGGGAUCCAGCCCAGCUCCUGAUGAAUGGCCCAUCCAGGGAUUGAACCUCAGCGUUUUUUGGCUCUGCCCAUCCCAGGUUUGUCCUCCCUCAGUGUCACCACAAGGACAGCAGGACGUGGCUGCAGCUCUUGCUGGAGGCAGGGAUGCAGGCUUGGCAUCUUGAGGUGGCAGCUGCUGCUCCUCCCCUCUGCCCUGCUGUGCCCAGCUGUGCAUGGAUAUCCUGGAUGGAGCUGAGCUCCUGAGCUGCUGACAGCACAGGGAUUGCCCAGGAGCUUUCACAGGGCUCAGAUCACCUGCCCUGAGCUAAAGGCAGCACAGAAAGGGCUGCAGGAGCUCUGCUGCUCUCCCAGCCCAUGGAACAAGCCCCACCAUCCCAGGCUGUGCUGUCAUUCCCACCCUCAGCCAGGAUCUCCUGCCACAUCUCCGUGGGCUGUGACACCUUCUGCAACUUCGACUCCCUGAAGCAUCUCCAGCCCAAAAUCCAGGGGCAAAAGGCCUCCAGGCACCGGGAGAAUUUGAGAAUCCAGAUCUGCUGGUGCCAGCUGAGCAUCCAACACGGGAUAAAACGAAUAAAUGCUGCCACGGUGUGGCCAGAGCUCGGCAGGGCUGGGACACACUCCGGCUCUGUGGCACUGCCUCGGCUCUUGGUGACUGCAGGGGAAAGCUGGAGAGCACGGAGGAAAGGACAGCCCACCCCAAUCCCAGGGCAGGCAGAGGGAUGGGGCCCUUGGCUUGGGAUGUGUGAGUUUGGGAGAGAUCCUGACUGGGAGAAAAACCCCUGAGCUCCAGAGCUGGGGACUUGCUGCGAGCUUGGCCUUGACUCCCAUCCUGGGGCUGCAGAAACAAAGCUAAAAUCAGAAAGAAAAUCAGAAAGAAAAUCAGACUCAUCCUCUUCUUCUGGGAAAUUUUGGCUCCUGCUUUAUGUUCUGGUUCUCCUUUAGAAGAAGAAGGGAAGAUGCAACCUGAUGAUGAGGAGGAGGAGGAGGAGGCAAUGCCCAAAGAAACAUCUCUUUGUCCUCUUCCCAGCUCCCACCGUGGUGCUGGCAAGGUUUCCCUCCUGCCCUGCCUCCUGCCUGCCCUGCUGUACCACCUCCCACUGGAUUAUUUUGCUUUUUGUGCAUCCCAAAGCUCAUCAGCUCCAUCUCCCUGCCAGGGGAGCCAGCAGGGCAGAACAACCCUCCUGCCAUGGGUCUGCAGAGGGUCUGGGCCAGGCAGAGAGCUCAGCAAACACCUGGAGGGGAAACGCUGGUUUAAGGCUCCUUACCUGGACCUGGAGCAGAAACCCCUCCCUGCCAUGAAGGUCCAUGAGGUUAAACCCCCCCAGGGCCCUGAGCUGCCUCUGCUCCUGCUGGCUCCUCACCAGCUGCACCACUGGGAAUUUUGAUUCACUCUUUGCUGUUGAGUCAGUCUCAGACGUCUGAACUGCUCCCCUUCAUCCCCUCCACCUGCAGGGGCUUCACACUCCCCUCGAGCUCCAUUUUCUCCCUUAGCAACAGGGGAAAGAAACUUGUGGAUGUGCUUCAUUAUUCCUGAGAUGUGGCUCUUGCAGCCUGGCCUCUGCUCACCUCCCUGUGGCCUUUCUGACGUGCAGGUGAAGCCACAAAAUCUCUGCUAUGAACACAGAGGGAGGUGGGUCUGCCCCAGCCUGGGCCCUGAGCUGUUCCAGGGGUCACACACAUAGGGGUGUGACAAAUCUGGGGCACUCAGGUGACAAAUCUGUCCCCUCUGGGUGCCUGCUGCCCACCCCUUCUGUGCUGGACCUGAGGGACCCAGCCUGGCCCUCCUGAGGAUCUCCACCACCACCACCACCCCAAUUUGGAGCAGCUCUGCUCCUUUUCACUCUCCAGGUGUUAAAGAGUCUCUUCUCUGAGCAGGAGGUUUGAUUUUCAAGACACUACAGAGUGGGGUUUUCUGCAAAGAUUUCACUUCCUAAUUCUUUCAAGUGUCCACAGAGAGUCAUUAUAUGGAUUUGAGAUCCCAGGGGGAAAGGUUCUGUGUUUUCCCACCCUGCAGGGAAAAACCAGCCCACCAGCAGGGAAAACCCACUCAGUGCAUGGGUACCCAGUGCUGUGCUCUUGGUGGUUUCUGAGGUUUCAUCUCCUGGGAAGGGCUGCCUGGGAGUUUGUUGCUCUUCUGUUUAUGAGAGACAAGGGUAAAACAAUGAGAAAAGGGUAAAACAAUGAGAAAAGGGUAAAACAAUGAGACAAGGGUAAAACAAUGAGACAAUGGGUAAAACAAUGAGACAAGGGUAAAGCAGUGAGACAAGGGUAAAGCAGUGAGACAAGGGUAAAACAAUGAGACAAGGGUAGAACAGUGAGACAGGGGUAAAACAAUGAGACAGUGACAAAACAAUGAGACAGUGACAAAACAAUGAGACAAGGGUAAAACAAUGAGACAAUGGUUAAAACAAUGAGACAAGGGUAAAACAAUGAGACAAUGGUUAAAAGAGUGAGACAUCUGCCACCAGGAAUAGCCUCACAGAGCUGUCACCUCCAAAUCAUGGCCUGAGCUUGUUGCUCAAGAGGAGCUGAGCCAAACUGGCCAGAGGAUGGGAUGUGUCUCUGUGCUGUCCCUGUCCCCUGUGUGUCCCCAGGGGGAGCAGGGACUGUGUGCAUGCCCUGGGCACGGGGAUCUGAGGGAUCUGAGGUGUCUGAGCACAGCCAGCAGUCCUGCAGCUGUGUCCUGGCCAGGAGCCACACCCUGCAGGGAGGCUGUGGGGACAGAGGGGACAAUGCCCCCGUGUCCAGCCUGUGGCUGCUCCUUCCCUCGCAGUGAGUGACUCCUCUGCCCCAUCCUGGCUGUUUCCCUGGGAUCCCUCCCUUGGCAGCCCUGCUGGGGGCACAGGGAUCCCAGUGCCUUGUGCUGGGCAGGGAGCACAGCACUGCUGCUGCCUCGGGCUCCCUGUUCCCCUGGGAUAACCGGGAGCAGACCCAGCCCCAUCUCCCUGAGCUGGGGUUCCACAGGGGGAUGGAGCUGGGGGAGGUCACAGACUGGGCUGGGAGAUCUCCCACACCCUGGAGACCCCCUUCUGGUCAAACUGAGGGGAGAGGUUGUGGUUGUGCUCACAACCUCAUGGACCAAGCCCAAGCCAAAGCUGCUGCCUCCUGACUUCUGACCACUGAAGCCAUUCCACUGCCCCCUGAGGGUUCCCACCAUUUUUUGGAAGGAUGAUUUUAUGCUCAGAACUCGAUUCUGUUCCUGCUUUCACCAGGGACUCGUUCUCAGCUUCAGAACUGCUCUGAUAACUCUGCAAUUGCAUUGACAGUUCCAGAGGGGAGCACAGUCCCUUCACACAACAGAUGGAGACACAUUUGCAGGACCAUUCAACUUUGCUGUAACUCCCUGUUUUUUAGAACAAUUCCUUCUGCUGUAACGGGGAGAGCAAAAUUUGGCCAGUGCUCUUGAAAAACCUGCAAUCCUAAACUUGGAUAAAAUCAGCCUGGAAUCCAAGUCCUCCCAGAUCCAAAAUGCCUUCCACACCUGCUGGCUUCAGUGGCACUGGGGAUUUUGGCAGCUUGCACAGCAGCAGCAGCAGCAAUUUCAGAAUAUUUUUGCGUGUGUCAAUCUGCGCUUGCACGUGCCUGCAAUGCAUGGCUCCAGCAAUCCCUGGGAAAUCUCCCCCUUCCCAGGAAAAUCCCAGCUCCAGCUUCUCCCAUGUGGCCAUGUGUGCUCAGCAGGGAGUCGGGGGAGAGGGAGAAAGCUGCUGCUUUAAAGCACUUGGUUCCAGAGGUGAAACAGAAUUUAGGAGAGGUGAAAAUCACCUUGGGAAACUCGCGGCAUAUCCAAGCAUUCCCAUGCAGAUCCACCUUUUUUAUUUUUUUCCUGCUGGGAAAAUGAAGCAGACUGGCAAUUCCUGGCCUCCACCCCUGCAGAUGUUUGGCUGUUGAUGGAACUUUGAGCCCUGGAAUCACAGGAAUGAAACCCCAAGAGGUUGUGAGCUCAGAGCUGAGCAGUGGCAGCACCUCACUGCCAGGGCUGCUGCUCUCCUGCCUCACUCAUCCAUGCCCUACCUGGCCAGAUUUUGGGGAGGAAGAGGCUCAAAGUGAGCAAAUCAAACCUGUGAUGCUGUCCUUGAGGAUUCCUGGUUUAUCAGGAGCCUGAAGUUUUGCAGCUAUUCCUCAUUGCAGUAGAGAGGAAUUGGGCGAGACUCCUGUAUCCAAAGCUUUCAGAGCUGUUUCUGGAGCUGUGGAAAAGCAAGAACUGGGAUGCAGGGCAGCUCUCUGCAGAAAUCUGGGAGGGAAAAACACCAGGCAAAGUAUUUUCCUUCCAGGGGCAUCCUUAAUACCUGGAAAAUUGAAAGGCUAAAUACUGGAAAAGAUGGUUUAAGAGAGAAGCUAAUUCAGGGCUCCUUUUUGCUGCUUUGUUUUCAUGUGUUGGUUUUGGGGUGAGGAAAGCAAACAGAGAGCAAACAGCCAGUGUGUCAAAUUUGGAUCAAAUCAAACUUUUUGUUCCUACAAUAACUGCUGGCGGAGAUUUUUCAAAUGUAUCAAGGGCAACAAAACCAGCCUUAAUUAAGUGAGACAUUAAUGCUCCUUGCUUCUGAGCCUGCUUUUGUGUUCUCCUCUCUGUGUGAUCGUGGCAUGGAAUCCUGUCUUAACAAAAGCCACUUCCCAGCAGCCCAGAGGAUGCUCAGGAACAGGGAUGGGGUAGGAGAAUCUCCCUGUGAGUGAGAUUCAGUGCUAAACCCCUGCUUUGCUAAAACCCUGCAAGAUAGGCAAAUCCUCACAAUUCCCAAGGUUGAAUUCCCAUGCUCUCCUGCCUCGAAAUGCCUUUAAAAACCCCAGGCUGUGUGUGCUUUGUGAGCAGUGUGCAGCUUUUCCAGAGUGCACACACAAUUCCCCAGGCAGAGGAUGAGCAGAGCACGGUGACUUUCAGCCGGGACUCGUCGCUUUUUUCCAUUGCACAGAGUUAAAAACACCACUUCUGCCAGCUGCCCGGGGAAUUUGAUGUUCAGUGCCAAUUAAUUUUUGUAAUAGGAGCAGGGAUUUAUCCCCUUGGCUCCCCCAGGCACCUUCAGUCUCAGACUCAAAGGCUGGGUUGGAGUCUUUCAUUUUCCAGUGGCCUUUUCCUGAAGAGCAGCGGUGCCACGGUGAGGACGGGGACUGGGCUGGGGAAGGUGGCAGCUUUGGGGCAGGCAACUCCCAGAUUUUCCAUUGUAAACCCUUCAGAUGUGGGUUCUGCAAGCCCUGGCUGCUCCCUGCUCCCCUCACACCCUCAGGUCACUGUGCCUUCAUCCGCUCGAGGAAACCAUGCCAAGAUCUGAGCCUGGCACUCUCACUUUGCAUCCCAUCCCCAGGUGUGUGUGGGGCAGGGGGAGCUCCCUGUGUAGCUGCUUUUUGUGUGAUCCCAGGGUAGGUUUGUGCAGGGGUGGGGUGACCUGAGCUGUGUGUGAUCCUACCAGUGCUUUAAGCAGCCAGAAACGUGGUUCUUCCCCUACCUCCAAGCUCUCAAUGCUGCUAAAAAUCUCUGCCAUUCGUCCCCCGUGCUCCAGCCCCUCUCUCAGACUGGCUCUGGCUCUGUUUGCAAGAUAUCCACGUUGUUCUGAAGCAUGCACCUCUCUCUGUAUAGUCCCAAUCUUCUGAUUUUAUGGAAUACUUAUGCCUGUUUGCAUUACGGUCCAAAUAAAAAAGUGAACUAAAA
Messenger RNA from Melospiza melodia melodia, 11847 nucleotides. It is a transcript of the gene NOS1, whose product is annotated as nitric oxide synthase 1. The coding region runs from base 481 to 4773 and encodes 1430 amino acids. Gene Ontology annotation, biological process: nitric oxide biosynthetic process. Gene Ontology annotation, molecular function: nitric-oxide synthase activity; heme binding; flavin adenine dinucleotide binding. The transcript has 29 exons. NCBI's taxonomy places the organism in Eukaryota, Metazoa, Chordata, Aves, Passeriformes, Passerellidae. The record is from RefSeq and is a predicted model, not a curated record.